AUGCAAGGCUUGUGGCAGUUGUUCUAUAACAUGGAGCUUGGUCUGAUGACAGUUUUGGCAGCAAUGGAAAAUCACAGAAUACAUGUGGACAAGGAUGCCCUUAAAAGAACAUCUGAUCUCUUAGGGACGAAGCUGAAACAGCUGGAGCAGGAGGCACACAAAGCGGCUGGGCAGCAGUUCCUUGUGACCAGCAGCAAUCAGCUCCGUCUGGUUCUGUUUGAGAAGCUUCGCUUGCAUGAACUGUGUGAAAACAAGAAACUCCCAAAGACAGUCCUGAAGCAGCAUCACUCAACCUCCGAAGUAGUGUUAAUGCAGUUACAAGACCUUCACCCACUGCCCAAGAUUAUCUUAGAAUAUAGACAGGUUCAUAAGAUAAAGUCAACUUACGUGGAUGGAAUAAUGUCCUGUAUGAAGAAGAGCUAUAUUUCUUCUACGUGGAACCAGACUGGCACUGUGAGUGGCAGGCUUUCGGCCAAGCAUCCUAACAUUCAAGCCAUUCCAAAACAGCCGAUUCAGAUCACCCGGAAGCAGUACAUACAAGGAAAGGAACCUGAAGUGGUAACAAUUCAUCCUCGGAGCAUGUUCAUCACAGAGGAAGGGUGGACUUUCCUAGCAGCAGACUUCUCUCAGGUGGAACUGCGCCUCCUCGCCCAUCUCUCCUCAGACCCUGAGCUUCUGAAACUCUUCCAGGAACCGGGAACAACAGCAGAUGUCUUCAGUAUGCUUGCUUCUCAGUGGAAAGAGAUUCCUGAAACAGAAGUGAAACAUGCUGACCGUGAACAAGCCAAGCGCAUUGUCUACUCUACUGUGUAUGGAGCAGGUAAGGAGCGGCUUUCUGAAAUACUUGGGAUCACUGCAGACCAAGCCAGCCAGUUUGUGGAAAGCUUUCUACAGAAAUACAAGCAAGUCCGGGCUUUUACUCAGAAAACCAUCCAGCAGUGCCAGAAACAAGACCGAUGCCUAUCCAGAGCUUCAGAGAGACCACCAGAGCACAGUGAACACCACCCUGGUUAUGUUGUUUCUAUCAUGGGACGCAGACGACAGUUGCCUCAUAUCGGAGCACAAGACUACACCAUUCGCACCCAGGCAGAGAGGCAGGCAGUCAACUUUGUGGUGCAAGGAUCAGCAGCCGAUCUGUGUAAAAUAGCAAUGAUUAGGAUCUUUACUUUAGUUGCCUCCUCCUCCACUCUCACAGCAAGACUCGUUGCCCAAAUUCACGACGAGCUGCUCUUUGAAGUUGAGGAUUCCCAAGUUGAGGAAUUUGCAGCAUCCUUAAAAAGUACAAUGGAAUCUCUCCAGCAUGUUGAGGCCUUAGGGGUGCAUCUUAAGGUUCCCUUAAAAGUGACGCUGUCCACCGGGAAAUCAUGGGGUUCCAUGACUGAAGUGCUGGAUUUGAGGAGCUGCAGCCAUUAGCUCUGUUAGCUAAUAUCCUGCACAAUCGCUAGGCAACCACUCGGCUGAGCUUUCAUCAGUACCUAAUUCCUGUGAAUUUCUCCUUUUCAGUCUGUCUGUAGCCCGGGGCAACGGGAGUAGGAUAAGACUGGUUUUCACCAGUUAUUUUUUUCUUCUGCAUUUUCUCUAAGCCAGGGUAACCAAUGGGGAUCUGUUAUUGAAAAAGCUGAUUUUGUUAGAGCAGACUGAACCAAGUUCAUAUUAGACGCUGGGGAGGGGAGGUGUAGCUAUCUCAAUCUAGAUCAAACAUCCUUUUUUAAAAGCAAUGCAGGGUCUUUUUUAUACAGUAUUGAUAUAGAGUUAUUGCAAUAAAAGCUGACUGUUUUGAUUUCUACUCUUUUACAGUAGCCUCCCUUUGUUAUUUGGGACCCAAGUGCUUUUUCAUCAGCCUGUAACAGACAUUUAUACCAUUAUACCAGCUUUUCCUGAGGGAUAAAAGCUAGGUGCUAGCAGGAAACACCAGGAGUGUAAAUGUAUACUGUCCUAACUAAGUUUCCUGGCAACGUGAAAAUGAAUGUUCUAUAUUUAAUCUAUCGGUAUGUUAAACCAAUUUUAAUUAUUUUCAGGAGUCUUAAUUAACUCUGAAUUCAAUCCGUCUGGAAGUUUUGUUAUUGCCCAGCUUUUAUCCAGUUAAUUGUUGAUGUUGUGUUUUUUUACUGAAGAUCUUCUUCGCCAACAUUGUUAGCAGUACUAACCUACAUUUCAGGGAUAAUUAAUCUUCCUUUUUUAUGAAAUCCCUUUCUGUUUCUGCCAGACCUUUGUAUUUUGUUGUUAUCUUUUUAAUACAUGAAACGCUGUGGCCAGAUUGAUGCACCAAUUUUUUAACAUUGAGGAAACGAUAGUCAUUGCUGUAGAAGGUUUGAAUAAUAAGCAGGUUUAUAGCUCGCAGUUACCUUUUGCAAAUAAGCCACAGCCUACAUGUAUGAAUUUUACAGAAAAAGCUAUGAAUCACUAAUACUGUAAAAACAUACAAUUUUCUUAUCAUUAAAGGUAAAUUCACCAGUAAUGAGUCUCCUUUUAUUUAUGUGUUCUUAUUUUAUCAAACUCACAAGAGGUGCUUUCAAUUUUCCAUUAGAGCGGUUGCACUGUUUGCCCUUUCUGAACAUGCGUGAGGACCCGCAAAGCUGACGACACACCUGCCAUGUCUCAAUCUGCAUGAAAAAGCUUACUAAUAAUAUAUCUUGUUUCAAAGCUGCAUGUCAUGUAAACAGAAAGGGGGUGCCAGAAUGAAAAGCAGCUGGGGUGUUCUUGUAGGGGAGUGUUUUUUUUUUUUUUUUCAUACUUUGACUUUGGGUUACCAGGUAAUUAAAGAAAAAUAGCCGUACACUGUGUACAACUAAAUUGAACCAUUUUUUUCAAAACAUAGUUUUAGGUUGCCAGUAACUACAGGAUGUCCUGUAGAUGCCCCAUUACAGUUCCCAUUAGGGUUUUUAUUGAAUCCACCCCAAUAUCAAGCCAUUAUUGACCUCCCUCCUAGUGUCAGUUAUGAUUUGAACAUUUUCAAAAUGUUCUCUGUGAUGACUUAUUUACCUGUUAACACAGCAGUGACUGUAAAUAGGAAAUAUUGAUAAUAGCAAAUCUCUAGCCAGGUAUCCUAAAUUCAUAUUUAGUUUGAUAGCUUUAAAAAAAGGACAGGGCUGGUAAGGACAAUGACUGCUGAACUAGUGAUAUAUGUUGUCUUGGACACUACCAGUAAUACUAAGAGCUCUUGGCAGUCAGUAUCCUACCACUAGAUGCUGUAGCCAAACAUGAAAACUCAAACUUUCAUUUUACUUGAAUACCCGGAAACAGCCACUACAUAGCAUUAUUGCACAGGUAAAUCCCUGACAAAAAUAUCCAACUUAAUAUUAUACUACUGAAAAAAAUAAAACAAGCACACACACACACAAUUUAAAUGAGCUUUCAUUUUUUAUUUGAUACAUUAUUUACAUCCAUUGCUUUCAUAAUGCAAGAAAUUAUAUCUUUACAAUGUUCCCUUUAAAAAAAAAAAAAAAAAAAUCAACCAAAAACCCCCCAAGAGCCCAGCAAUCCCAACAGACAUACGGCUCAUGUGUGCCAUGCAGAAUCUCAGUCACCCAGCCAUCUGGAAUCCGACUACAGUGCCUGCAAAUCAUGGAAGUGCUCUAUUCUGCAUUAUUGAUUCCUGUUACACAUAUACACUAUACAUACUGAACUGCAGAACAGAAGGAGCACUGGGGUUUAAAAAUACGACAACAGAUUCCAUUUAGAGCUUAUGUACUGUGUCAACAGCAGGGUAUCAUUAUCUGGUUUUCAUAUCGUAAAGAAAAAAACAAUAGAACAGUAAGAAGUGUGAUUUGCAUGCCAGGGGGUCAUUUGUAUGUCAUUUCUAAAAUGUGUGUGUGUGUGUGUGUUUUAUAAUUUUUUUAUUAUUAUUAAAAAAAAAAAAUGGUGCUGUAUUUACAGUGGAAUAAAAUGAAAAUGUCUUACACAAAAAUAUAAUAAUCUUGAUCAAAAUGUUUUGUAGUUUGAAAAGUUGACAACAGAUUUUUCUACUCCUCAAGAUUACGGAAGAUAGACUAGGAAACAAAUACUAAUUAAUUUUCAUAACUCGAGCAAAUACUGCCAUUUGAAACAGAAAGCAUUUAAUCUGGAACAGGAAAAAUGCUGCUUUUCAAAAUACUUUAUUUUGUUAAUCUGGAUUACUUUUAGAAAUUACUUCUACUACUGGUGAAGAUGUAACUACCUACCAAAAAAAAAAAAAACAUGUAGCCAUAGACUUUAAAUGGUAUAAUUCAGAAAAAAAUUGCAGUUCUUCUAAAUCAUUUUUAAAAAAUCACACCUCUUCCUUUAGGUUCAGUGAGUUUUUAUAUUUUUGCCACUGCUGUACACAGUAAAAAAACUUACCAGCAAUCAAACCUAUCACAUUUGAUGUACAGGGUUAUCUUUAAAGAAUCAAAAUUUGUUUUAUUGCUGGAUUAGAUGGCUAAGGCUUCUGAAAUUCAAAUAAUGUUUCUACUAUAUAUGAAAAAAAAAAAAUCAUACAUUAGCCCACUUGGUUUUGCUUUGUUUUACUGCAUUCAGAGUUCCCAGUCAAUCCAUCGUCGAAAGGUACUGUCCUCUGAUCUCCACUCGGUCUGGGUGCUCUCCGGGAAAGUAAAGGGUAUCCGGAACCUCCUUAGUUCCCUCCACCCCCCCACUUGCUUUUACGUACAGAGCGAAAACCCACCCCACCCCACUGUCAGUUUUCAGGAGUUAAUACAUCUUGAUGCAAUUGUCUUCUGGAUGUAGGUAAGGACAAUUUGGUGAACCAUUAAAUUUUUUUUACUACUAUUAAUAAUUAGAAAAAAACACUACAGCUAUAAUAUACAUAUAGUAUCCACUAGCAGCAUUUUACUGAGAGUUACCCAUCAAUUUAAAUGAUGGGGAGUGAAGGGAGGGAUUUUGCUAUAAAUAUCUGAAAUUGCAUUCAAUAACAUUCAGCACUGCAAAAUGAUUUUUCAUUGUG
Molecule: messenger RNA, 4918 nt
Organism: Polyodon spathula (Mississippi paddlefish)
Lineage: Eukaryota; Metazoa; Chordata; Actinopteri; Acipenseriformes; Polyodontidae
Product: DNA polymerase nu-like
Exons: 18
Coding region: 1-1413 (470 amino acids)
Biological process (GO): double-strand break repair; DNA-templated DNA replication
Molecular function (GO): DNA-directed DNA polymerase activity; DNA binding
Source: RefSeq, a predicted model, not a curated record